Clunio marinus is the source of this 246-nucleotide messenger RNA. NCBI's taxonomy places the organism in Eukaryota, Metazoa, Arthropoda, Insecta, Diptera, Chironomidae. The record is from the annotation of a GenBank genome assembly.
AUGUUACUAUUAUUGAAGAAAGUAAACGUGUCGUGUCUAAAUUUUCGGAACAAAAAAUGUUUUCUGCUUUUCAGAUCAUGCAUGAAAAAUGACAAAACUUGUAGUUCUUCCCUUGUGCCUACAAAUGAAGAAAGAAGAUCGGUGCAUCAAAGAUUAUCUACUCAUGCUCAACAAACCUUGAAGCCGAAAUAUAUUUUAAUCUGCACGUUGAACAUUGCAAAUACCUGUGCUGUGAAACCGAAAUAA